AUGGUUGUUUCACCUCGAAGGAGGACUCCGAGAACCCACUUGGAAACGGAGGCAAUCUGUCCAGUUUGCCUGGACCUUUACUCUGAUCCUGUUUAUCUCUCCUGCUCCCAUGUAUUUUGCUUGGAGUGCAGUAAAAAAUGGUUCACAAACACAGAAGACUUGAUAAUGAACUGUCCCUUGUGUCGAGAAGAACACAAGAGUCCUAUCAAGUUUGAUGGAGUCAUGAAACAGCUGGUCAUCCUUCUAAAACAGCAUGGCCCCUUACUGAAGCAACAUAUAGUGAAGAUCACUGGACUCCUGGGAUUGGUCUCAGAGGAUAGAGCUCUGGCAGCUAAGACUCCUGAGCCCUCCCUAGAGCCUUCUAAUGAUUUAAGGCCUGUCUGCUGUGAGAAGCCUGGUCAUAAUUUGGUGGAAGAUCCCAGAAGAUUCAUUCCCUCAGCUGGUGUGGUGGACUGCUCCCAAUUCUUUUCAGUCUGCCACUGGGAAGUUGAUGUGGAGAAAGGGGAGGAAUGGGCUCUACGUAUUUGCAAGAAGCCAGUCAGGAGGAGGAACAUCUAUUUACUCUGUGAACAUGAGUUCCAGUUGUUUGGCAAGAAGACAAGAGGAAUCAGAGUUAAUUUUAUCUCAGAAAGACACCAUGGAAGCCCUGGCCUUUGCCAGGUAAGGAUUUGCAAAGCCCGGACUACUGAAGAAACCAUGUUUGUGAUGAGGAAAGUAAUGACCUCACCUACUAGCACCAUUCUCUGUGCUUCUUGGAGCCCACUCCUUUGUUCCACUUUGUUGCCAGUGGAAGUGAAAAGUGGUGCCCCAUUUGAACAUCUGCCUUUGGGUAAUUCAUCAAUUACUAGUUUUCAGAAGGUCAAGUUACCAGAGACUGGAGGACCAAGGUAAAGACAUUGCACUAAGAGUUGGUAGACUUCUGGGGAACUCCUGAGAUCACUCUGGGGAUAACUAUAUUGUAGGCAAAUAGCAUGUACUGUAUAUUUUUUUACAUAAAGAAAUAUUGUUGGGCUGGAGAGAUGGCUCAGCGGUUAAGAGCACUGACUGCUCUUCCAGAGGUCAUGAGUUCAAUUCCCAGCAACCACACGGUGGCUGACAACCAUCUGUAAUGAGAUCUGGUGCCCUCUUCUGGCCUGCAGUCACAUAUGCAGGCAGAAUGCUGUACAUAAAAUAAAUAAAUAAAUAAAUAAAUAAAUAAAUAAAUAAAU
Rattus norvegicus (Norway rat) is the source of this 1208-nucleotide messenger RNA. It is a transcript of the gene Rfpl4b, whose product is annotated as ret finger protein-like 4B. NCBI's taxonomy places the organism in Eukaryota, Metazoa, Chordata, Mammalia, Rodentia, Muridae. The record is from RefSeq and is a predicted model, not a curated record.